CGAAAUUGAACUGUUUUUUUUUUUUUACUCUCUCUCUCUCUCUCUCUCUCUCUCUCCUUGAAACUCUCCUAUUUUCUCUCUUACCCACUGAACUAGUGAACUCCCCCCAAGACUCUCUCUCCUCUUCUCCAUCAGCUUCAAGCAAGCAGCCUAGCCAACGGCGUCUCUCUUUCUCUCUCUCUCUACUACUACUACUAGGCUCACUCUACCGUCGAACAACCAAGGAGAAAAGAAUGGUUGGAGCUUGCAGUCUUCUUGUUGCUUUCGUUCCACAAGGCUAGAAGAGGAUUCGGUGGCUUCAGGAUCAACAGCCACUCAUGGAUUCCUGUCCUUUUCCCUCCUACUAAGGACUACACAAUAUUGAUGGGCCGCUGGUAAUUUUUUCAAGGCUUAAAGCAAAAGUGGAAAACUACACUGACUUCGCACAUCAAGGAUCCAUAUUUUGUUGUUUGGCUAUUGGGUUGUUUGUGUGUUUGCGAAGAGACUUGCACAAUGGUCAAAUAGUGAAAGGGAGAACAGGACCUGUGUAUGUGGUUUAAUGCCAACCUAAGACGCAUCGCUUGCCUACCUACAAAUUGCAUUGAGGAGAGCAGCAAUCUAUUUGGCUUCAAUGCUGUUCAAAAGCUUUGUUCGGGAGCUCAGGGAGAUGAGGAAUGGGAUUGCGAGCAAAUCGAGGAGAGGGGGUGAAGGGAAAGAUAUGCAUAGCCACAUGAGAUCUCAUAUUAUUCCUGAUGUGUCACGGUUCCAAACUGAUCCAAUUGAACAAGGCUCAUGGGCUAGCCUAUCUCCAGAGUUACUUAUUGAUGUGAUCCAGAGGCUCGAAGCGAGUGAGUCAUUAUGGCCUGCAAGGAGGAAUGUUGUUGCUUGUGCCUCUGUUUGCAGGUCAUGGAGAGAGAUUGCAAAAGAGGUUGUAAACACUCCAGAGCAAUGUGGAAGGAUUACCUUCCCUAUCUCAUUAAAGCAGCCGGGCCCACGUGAAUUGCCCAUACAGUGCUUUAUCAGGAGGGAAAGAGCCAGUUCUACUUAUCGGCUCUAUCUUGGUCUCAGCCCUGCUCUGUUGGGGGACAACGGUAAACUGCUUCUUGCAGCCAAGAAGGUUAGAAGAGCAGCUUGUACAGAUUUUAUUAUAUCCUUGGUUGGGCAUGAUUUCUCUCGUACAAGCAACACUUAUGUUGGAAAACUAAGGUCUAAUUUUCUAGGCACCAAGUUCACUAUUUAUGACUGUCAGCCUCCAUGUGACUCUGCAGUCCAAUCAAGUAGUCGGUCAAAUAGGAGAAUCCAUUCCAAGCAGGUAUCGCCAAGGGUUCCAGCAGGUAACUAUGAUGUAGCCACCAUCGCUUACGAGCUCAAUGUUCUCCGAACGAGAGGUCCGAGGCGAAUGAACUGUACAAUGAAUUCCAUCCCUGUCUCUGCAAUUCAGGAAGGGGGUACUGCCCCAACACCUACUGAACUCUCACACUCCCUUGAGGAGCCCCUUCCUUGCUUAUCAUCGUCAAAAUCUAAGGAUCCAGUUGUGGAUUCCGGUAACACAAGCCUCUCAGAGAGACCAGCAUCAAUCCAGAGAACAAGAGAACCAUUAGUUUUAAAGAACAAAGCACCUAGAUGGCAUGAACAACUGCAAUGUUGGUGCUUAAAUUUCAGGGGGCGUGUGACGGUGGCCUCUGUUAAGAAUUUCCAGCUCGUGGCAUCUGUGGAUCCUUCCCUUAACGUCUCACUAGCAGAGCAGGAAAAGGUAAUACUACAGUUUGGAAAGAUUGGAAAAGACAUCUUCACCAUGGAUUAUCGCUACCCACUAUCUGCCUUCCAAGCCUUCGCUAUAUGCUUGAGCAGCUUUGACACCAAACCAGCCUGCGAAUGACCCCUAUUUUGUUAUGGAUCUAUUGCUAUGGUACUUCCAUGAAAGGUGGUUGUAAAUGGAGAGCGAGUCCUUUCAUGUUUGCCACCUGUCAUCUCUGAGUACCUUAGUUGUGCGGACAUUAGUUUUUAAGACGGCAGGUUUGGGCAACAAAUUGUAUUUGUGAGUUGCAAUCAGUGGGUGGCAGGUAGCCUGUAACACUUGCUGUGGACUUUGUACUUACCAUCAAUGUCAAAUUAUUUUUUAUCUUUAA
Molecule: messenger RNA, 2108 nt
Organism: Nelumbo nucifera (sacred lotus)
Lineage: Eukaryota; Viridiplantae; Streptophyta; Magnoliopsida; Proteales; Nelumbonaceae
Product: tubby-like F-box protein 5
Molecular function (GO): protein binding
Source: RefSeq, a predicted model, not a curated record